GGCACCUGCCAAGUGUGGUCUCCACCGCAAUUCCAGCAUGUCGAUGGCGCUGUGAUUUGCGAGUAUUCCGUGAAUUUUCCCGUAAAUACAUUACAUCACAGCAUCGUUGUCUUUCGAGUUAAUCGAAUUUCGCGAUUAACAUCCAGGCAUGAAUAACCGGGCAAAGGAGAGACCAAAGGUCUUGAAAAUGUUUCUUCAAAGCGCCAUCUGCAACUUGAUCAUUUGCCUGGUUUCAUUGACAAACGCAGCAGGGUAUGAUUUUGGCAGAAACUCUCCGCUUCAAAUGGAUGUCACUGCUGGCAAGGCCAUAACAAUCUGCACAGGGAUGAAACGAGCAAUUGCAUGUCGGGAUGGCUCUAAUAUUGCUAUAACACACGCAUUCUGGGGAAGAGUUUCCGACAAGGUGUGUCCAUCAGACGACGGUGAUCCUGUCACCGACUGCGAAGGAGCAGAAGAAACUAUUGAUCUGGUACGUAGCUACUGCGAAGGCAAACCAGGAUGCACACUGCAAGCUAGGCACCAGUAUCUACAGAAAAAUGGAACUCACCAUUGUCCUGGGGUAAACAAGUAUCUUGUCGUUAAUUACACAUGCAUUCCAGACUCCAAAGGCGUCGUCUUGUGUGAUUCCGAGGAGUCCCUCCUAGAGUGCAAAGCAGGCUGGAGAAUAGACAUCACUGAUGCAUUCUGGGGCAGGAGAGCAAACUCAAAAUACUGUCCAACAGGGAUGCAAGAGAUGGAGUGCGAUAACGGGCCCUCAGCAAAAGCAAACCUGAAAAAGAAGUGCGACGGUCAAAGCUCGUGUAUAGUUAAAGCAACCUCCGACGAGUUAGAAGAUAAAAAAACUGUAUGCCCAGGAAAUUUACUGUACUUACUACUGAACUAUGCAUGCAGAUCCUCUUCGACAAAGGGGGCAAAGACAAUUGACGUGGACGAUGAUGUAGACGCAACUGUUGAAAACAAACUCCUUGCUGAUACUUCAUCCAAGGAACUGAUGGGUCUUCUCGAAAAGCAUUUGAACGAACUUCAGACAAAGCCAGCACAAAACAGCAACAACAAAAAGGGAGCAUUGGACAGUGACGAUGAGAAGGAGAAGGAGAAGGAAACAAAAUCAACCAAUAAAAAGGCGUCUGGAAGCAGCAGCAGCAAAUCAAAAAGCUCUGCGAAGAAAGCGGUGAAAACAGACGAGAAGGCAACUGCCGAGUUGGUGCCACAACCGGCCAGCACGACGGCGGGAUUUAUUAGGUCAAUACCGAGCGGAACGGAGCAGAAAGAGACACCGGCAAUGGAUAUGAAAGAAACCGAUGCGUCGAAGAAAAUGCAGGAGACUGUUCCAGCUGCAGCUACAGGCGAAAAGAAGCAGAUUCUACCAAAAGCAAGCAUCGAAACACCAGUCGACGAGCCAAGUUACGAGGUUUCGGAGCCAAACACGGUAAAGUCGAUUCUUGCAAGGGCGAAAGAAGUACUAAAAUCACUUGAUGACGAGAAAGAAGAGUCAAACGAAGAAUCUAAAAAUGAAGCGGGGGAGGCGAAAAAAAGCGCAAAAAAGAGUGAUAUUGUACGAAAAGACGAGGGCACUAUCAAUGAGGAUGACGCUGAUGCACAGAAACAGGCGAAGUCGGUAAAACAAGUCGUGAAACUUGCAGCGAAUCUCGUAAAAACAGCGAAUAAGUACAAAGAUUCGAAAAUCAAGUCAAAGAACGCCAAAACUCAAGCGGGUUCUUCUGCUGGAGAGAAAGGCUUAAACGCAUCGCAAUUUAAAAAUGAGAAGAAGCCAAAACCCGGACCAAAAAAGAGCGGACUAAGUGCAACUGGUCCCGGGAGAGCUGGUAUGGGCAACACACCAUAAAAGUUUGGCCCUUGCCAAUUUUUCGAGGACGGAAAUGAGCUGAGCUGUAAUACCAGAUGCACUCAUCGAUGCAUCAAGAAAUUUGGGAUUCUCUGUUUAAAAUAGAUCACAACAUGAGGAAGUGAAACAUGAUUUAUGGAAGCCAGUAGAGGUUACAUCCUUAUCAAACAAACAACGUUAUACGAGCGACAAUGAAAUGUCGUUCAUCGAGAUUUAAAAAGGAAAGAGUGGAUUCUUGUUUUGAAUGGCUUGUCGCGGAAUCACAACAACAUUUUUUAAAUGGCGAUGUUAAUUUUUGUCAUUUCACGCUUAUUUGCAUUAAACCUUCAAGGAAAGUAAGACUAGUAUCUCAUCAUUAUCAAAUUGUAUCUAUUAAUUUUCUUAUUGCGUUGAUAAAUUUAUAAAUCCAGUUAACGCCUGAUAGCAAGAUAACAUGACAUUGACCAGUAGACCAAA
This is a messenger RNA of Rhopilema esculentum, 2302 nucleotides long. RefSeq lists its product as uncharacterized. Gene Ontology annotation, molecular function: carbohydrate binding. The record is from RefSeq and is a predicted model, not a curated record. Lineage: Eukaryota; Metazoa; Cnidaria; Scyphozoa; Rhizostomeae; Rhizostomatidae.